Molecule: messenger RNA, 1635 nt
Organism: Cryptococcus wingfieldii CBS 7118
Lineage: Eukaryota; Fungi; Basidiomycota; Tremellomycetes; Tremellales; Cryptococcaceae
Product: 1-pyrroline-5-carboxylate dehydrogenase
Exons: 7
Coding region: 1-1635 (544 amino acids)
Cellular component (GO): mitochondrial matrix
Molecular function (GO): L-glutamate gamma-semialdehyde dehydrogenase (NAD+) activity
Source: RefSeq, a predicted model, not a curated record
AUGUCCACCACCACUUUCAACAUCCCCAAGCCCUACCAGGAGCCCGCCUGCCACUACGAGCUCGGCACCCCCGAGCGUGCCCUCCUCCAAGAGGCUCUUCAGGAGAUCCUCGACCACGGACCCUACGAGGUCCCUUGUGUCGUUGAUGGUGUAGAGGUCAAGACUGGCAACAUCGCCCAGCAAGUCCUCCCCUCCGACCACAAGCACGUCCUUUCCAACUACCACCAGGCCGAUGCCGCCCUCGUCGAGAAGGCUAUCGCCGGUGCCCUGAAGGCCAAGAGGGAGUGGGAGGACGUCCCCUUCGUCCAGAAGACUUCCAUCUGGCUCAAGCUCGCUACCCUUGUCUCUGGUCCUUGGAGGUACAAGCUUAUGGCUGCUACCAUGCUUGGUCAGGGUAAGAACGCUUGGCAAGCCGAGAUUGAUGUCCGCCAGGAGCUCGCCGACUUCUUCCGAUUCGGCCCCGACAUUGUCAAGACCCAGUACGAGUCUCAACCCGCCAUCAACGACCGAGGACACUGGAACCGAAUCGAAUGGCGCGCUCUCGAGGGUUUCGUCGGUGCCGUCUCUCCCUUCAACUUCACCGCCCUUGCCGGCAACCUGGUGGGUACUCCCUUGCUCGUCGGUAACGUCGUUAUCUGGAAGCCUUCCGACUACUCCAUGCUCGCCUCCUACAUGGUCCACCAGCUCCUCCUCGAGGCCGGUGUCCCUCCCUCCGCCGUCCAGUUCGUUCCCGGCCCCCCCGAGCUUGUUGUCUCCACCAUGAUCAAUAACAAGAACUUUGCCGGUCUCCACUUUACCGGUUCUUCCGACAUCUUCAAGAAGCUCAACCAGGACGUUGCUGCCAACCUCUUCAAGUACAGAGGAUUCCCUCGAAUUGUUGGUGAGACUGGUGGUAAAAACUACAUCAUCCUCCACAAGACCGCCGACAUCAAGACCACCGUUCCCCAAGUCAUCCGAGCUGCUUUCGAAUACGCCGGUCAAAAGUGCUCUGCCCUCUCCCGUCUCUACGUCUCCAAGUCCCUCUGGCAGGCCGGUUUCAAGGAGCACCUCGUCUCUGAGGUCUCCAAGAUCAAGGUUGGCCCCGAGACCGAGUGGGAGAACUUUGUCAACGCUCUUAUCCACAAGGGCUCUUACGAGAAGGUGUCUGGUUACGUGAAGAAGGCCAAGGACGCUGGUGGUGAGGUCUUGGUCGGUGGUACUGGUGACGACUCCAAGGGUUACUUCUACCAGCCCACCGUCAUCGAGACCAAGGACCCCAAGUCUGUUACCAUGGUUGAGGAGAUCUUCGGUCCUGUUGUCACUGUCUACGUGUACGACGACGAAAAGUUUGAGGAGACCCUUACCCUCGUCGACGACACCUCCGACUACGGUCUCACCGGUGCCAUCUUUGCCGACGACCGAAAGGCUCUUGUGCUCGCUGAGGAGAGGUUGAGGUACUCUGCCGGUAACUUCUACUUGAACGACAAGUGUACCGCUGCUGGUGUCGGAUCUCAACCGUUCGGUGGUGCCCGAAACUCUGGUACCAACGACAAGGUCGCUUCCCCCGUCUGCUUCUCCCGCUUCAUGUCUCCUCGAGUGGUCAAGGAGAACUUUGUCAAGAGCAGCGAGUGGUCUUACCCUUCCAACAUCGUCUAA